Messenger RNA from Rana temporaria (common frog), 2044 nucleotides. It is a transcript of the gene HSPB8, whose product is annotated as heat shock protein family B (small) member 8. The record is from RefSeq and is a predicted model, not a curated record. Gene Ontology annotation, molecular function: protein homodimerization activity. The transcript has 3 exons. Gene Ontology annotation, cellular component: protein folding chaperone complex; nucleus; cytoplasm. Bases 431 to 1033 code for a protein of 200 amino acids. Gene Ontology annotation, biological process: cellular response to unfolded protein. Lineage: Eukaryota; Metazoa; Chordata; Amphibia; Anura; Ranidae.
GUCCCUUCUGGGAGUCAUCAGCUGUUACAAAAGCAGAUUCUUGGAGGGUGUUUCAUAGGCUCCAAAUACCCAGCUGACAGGCCACAGGCUGCAAGCAUUAGAAGAAGAUAUAAAUAGGAGCCAUUCACUGCAGCACAGAAGUUUACAGAACUUUCUCGGCUGAUGGCUGUGAUGUUUAUUUUAGCCAGUGCAAGGCACUUGCAGUCUGAAGCCGGAAGAUCAAGAAGCUGUACUCACUCCCAAUGACUCUGCUUAAUUCCCUGAAGAAUCCAGGUUACUUUUAAUUUAUCUUGGCUCAACUUCGCUCCUUUCUUAUUCAUUCAUUGGAAAUAUACGAGCUCGACUGCAAACAUUAUCUGACCGUCAGCAAUAUCAUUUGGAAAUAACAGAGACUUGUCUCCUUUGACAUCUCUUACAUCUUUGUUGCAAUAUGGCUGACAGUCAGUUACCUUUCACUUGUCAUUAUCCUGCAAACAGGACCAGGGGAGCCCGCGAUCCUUUCCGUGAUCAGGGUCUGUCAUCCCGUCUCCUGGAUGAUGAUUUUGGAUUUCCAGAAGAUUUAACCAUGGACUGGCCUGACUGGGCAAGGCCCAGACUCACAGCCUCCUGGUCGGGUCCUUUAAGAUCAGGCCUAGCAAGGACUGCUGGUGUCUCCCCUCCUGGAUAUAGUGCCCGCUAUACAGGAUACCCCGAAGGCCGUAAUACUGUGCCUGUCCCCAGCCAGCCCUGGAAGGUGUGUGUUAAUGUACAAAGUUUCAAACCAGAGGAGCUGACAGUGAAAACCAGAGAUGGAUUUGUAGAGGUGUCAGGUAACCAUGAAGAACAGCAGAAAGAAGGAGGAAUAGUCUCAAAGAACUUUACCAAGAAGAUUCAGUUUCCUCCAGAAGUUGAUCCCCUGACAGUAUUUGCCUCACUUUCUCCAGAAGGUCUUCUUAUUAUUGAGGCUCCUCUGGUCCCUCCCUACCACCAGCAAGGAGAUGACACAUAUACCUAUGAGCUGUCUCUUGACCCCCAAGAAGUCGCUUCUUCCUAAACUUUGCCAUCUGAAAUAUUCUCUGGAGAGUCUCUCUAGUAUUCCAUACACAGUUGCAUUAGUGACCCAGUGGAUUUGAUUUCAUAUGUUUCCUUUUACAAUAUAAACCAUUUUUUGGAUCUCUAACUAUAGACAUCUGGAACAAAUGCACUAGAUAGGCUUUAGCUGAAGUAACGGCAGGUCUGUUUUGAUUUAUUGGUAAUAUGGAUUGGUGUUUUUAUAUGUAGGCACACAUGAACAAUUAUCAAUAGAAAUAUAGAAAUAUAUUAGGUUUAUCUGUAUACUGAGCAUAUUUUUUAUGAAAUAGGUGUGCCAUUUUUACAAAAAAGGCUGUCUGUGAUUGACUGGAGACAAAUCUAAUCUUAUAUAGAAGUAGAGGAUAGGUUCAUUAUUAUGUAUAUGAACAAUCCAUGCUAGGUAUGCAGGGGAUUACAUAUUCUAAAGCAGGAACCCACUAAACCACAUAAUCCAAAUUCUGCAAAUAUGUAGUCUGAUGCUGAAAAAAAUUAAAUAGAAAGAAGUUCUGUAAGUUUACAUUUUUUAAGAAAUAAUAUUGUAUCUAUUUCAUGACUUCAAGAUCAAAAUUAUCACACAAGACUACAGAUUGAUUUAAACACUAUUGAACAAAGGCAACAGUCACAAGGGCAUUUAAAUAUAGGUCUGUACACAUCAACAUGUUUUGUUGUGAAACAAGGCCUAUACAAGCAGUUUACAGGUAAAUAAUGAUUAUAAUAAGCCACUCAAGUCAUAAUUUCAGAAAAUAACAGACCAAUUUGCAGCACAAAUGCAUAUUCUUGAGGUCUUACAUGCUCUUUAACUUUUGUUGGUAUACUUUACUUGAGAUCACAAAAGCUGAGCUUUUCCAUUGUGCACUGUGGAAUGACAUAUACAAUUAGCUUACCUAGUGUGUGAAAUAAACUAGGUCUGUAUGUAUAUUCGAUUUUAAGGGGUGUUCUUUUUCAUUUGUUUGUCAUGCUAAAACUAUUGAGAUUAAAUAUUUAUAAACUUUAA